This is a messenger RNA of Chelmon rostratus (copperband butterflyfish), 3235 nucleotides long. RefSeq names its product ceramide kinase family protein. Bases 1147 to 2886 code for a protein of 579 amino acids. The record is from RefSeq and is a predicted model, not a curated record. The transcript has 13 exons. Gene Ontology annotation, molecular function: kinase activity. NCBI's taxonomy places the organism in Eukaryota, Metazoa, Chordata, Actinopteri, Chaetodontiformes, Chaetodontidae.
GGCGUUGUCUUCAGCACUUCGCACAAACAAUGGCCUAAACGCGUCUGCAGGUUCAUUGAGAGGGAGAUGAAGACGCGCACAUGUCGGUGAAGGACUCUGGUGGCCGCUUACUGACUGAUGGCGAGGACAGAUUGCCACCCUGGUGCUGCUCAGAGUUGCGACAGUAAUGAGUGUCAAGUGUGAUCUUAUUAAGUUUUGUGAGAAACGGCAAAGAGCGACGCUGUGGCUGGAGCGCGUUUCCAGAUGGAGACGGACCUGAGGCUGGAGUCGAGUUUGUGGGUCGGGAAUAAGAGAUACCGAGCGGUCCUGACUGGCUGGCAUUUCAACUGGACCGAGGUCGAUAAGAAGAACCGCGACAAGAAAACAAGUAGGUGUCUCCUCACCAUCCAGAGCAUCAGCACAUCUAUCGCGUCAUGUGUUUCCUCGCCAUAACCUCGCUGUUUAACACUUGUUUCAAAGCCUUAGCAUGUUUCCUGUCUGUGCUGAGCUGGCACAACAAGACAGCAUUCAUUAUGUGAAAGUAGCACAGGAAACACUAUGAACAGACUUCAGCCCCAGAACACCUGACAUGUCAUUUUUCUGCACUAUUACAGGAAGACAGCGCCAAUUAAGCCCAUAGCUGCUCUGCAGAAAACGUGAAGAACAAGUUCAACAGCACCAACAUGAAACACAACCUGCUGACAGUUUACUGAAAACACAGGCUAUAGAGCUCACACACCUCCUGGCACAAUGCGAUCAUAUAGGGCUUGUCCUUUAAUCAAACUUUGCUUUUCUCAACACCACACACACAUUGUAAAUGAUUUUAUUUGAAAGUGAAAAUUUGUUGUCAGAUGCUUGAAAGACGUCUGUGUGUCUUCUUUGAGACACUUAUUUUUUAACAUAAUGAUGAUAAAUUUGAGCACAAUCUAUGCCCCAUUUCUAUAAAACUCCCCCAUAAAAACCCUUUAACAGGGAAAAGAUGAAAGAAAACUGUUAUAGAUUUUGUAUUGUUGUAUAAAAUUAUAGACAUAUUGUAAUGAUAUAUGUUGACAAUAUACAGUAUGUUGUCUUUGAUAUGUGUUUGAAACUAAAACAUUGAUCCAAACUGUUGUUAAUGGGUCUCUCUUCAGGUAGACUUUUUGACUUACCAUCAGCAGGUGGAACAGUAUGGAUGACAGCAUCAUUUUUUUCAGGUGUGCCAGUGAGCCUAACUGCAGAACACACCCUUUUCACAGCGGACAGUUUGCUUGUCAUAUUUCAGUACCUGUGGCGGAGGUGGUUGGAGUAGAGGAGGGUCGGGUGGAGGUACUGCCCCAGAAGUCAGUUGAGGACACAGACAAAGACUUCACGGUUUUCUAUGUGAAGCGCUGCAGCAGUGGGGGCUCUUAUGGGUUACUAUGGAGACUGGGCCGGACCCAGUUCAGCUGCCCCAGUCGGGCGCUAAGAGAACAGUGGACGACAUACCUAAGAGCAGCUCUCAAAACCCACAGCCCGUUGCGUCCGCACAGGCUGUUGGUGUUUAUCAAUCCAUUUGGAGGGAAAAAGAAAGGAAGAAAGAUUUUCCACUCUCUGGUCGCCCCUCUGUUCGAGCUGGCUGGUAUCAGCUCUCAUGUAAUAGUGACUGAGCGGGCCAACCAGGCCAGGGACCACCUCCUGAAGAAAGACCUGACAGGCUUUGAUGGUGUGGUGUGUGUGGGUGGGGAUGGCAUGUUCAGCGAAAUACUUCAUGGUUUGAUUGGGCGGACACAACAAGAGGCAGGCCUUUGUGAGAAUGAUCCCGCUGUCACUUUACAGCCUUGUCCGCUUCAUAUUGGCAUCAUUCCUGCAGGCUCUACAGACUGUGUGUGUUAUGCCACAGUGGGAGUGAUCGACCCUGUUACUUCAGCUCUGCAUAUUAUCAUUGGAGACUCUCAGCCGUUGGAUGUGUGUUCAGUCCAUCAAGCCUCUGCUCUGGUGCGCUACUCGGUGUCUCUGCUGGGCUAUGGCUUCUAUGGGGACGUUAUGGCUGAGAGCGAAAAACACCGCUGGAUGGGGCCUCUGCGAUAUGACUAUUCAGGCACAAUGGUGUACCUGAGCAACCGAAGCUAUGCAGGCAUAGUUCAGUAUCUACCAGCAGACCCGGUGCUCUCCAGCCCGAGAGACAGAACACGCUGCCUCUCAGGGUGCAGCGUGUGCUCUAGAAGCACAGAAAGACUUUUCCCCCACUCUUCAGAUUCAGGCUCCCUGUACAGUUCCCACAACAGCCAGUUCAGUAGUGACUCGGAAGGUAAAGGUGACUGGGUGACUGUGGAGGGCAGGUUUAGGUGUGUGUCUCUCACUUGUAUGUCCAGCUCGUGUCCCAAGAGUCCCCUGGGCCUCUCUCCCUCCGCCCACCUGGCGGACGGAACGGGGGACCUCAUCCUGGUUUGGGAUUCUCACCCGCUGGGAUUCCUCAAGUUCCUCUACAGGCACACGAGCACACAGGACCAGUUUGACCUGCCGUUCGUGGAGGUCCACCGCGUGAAGGCCGUGCGUUUCUCUCUCCCCUCUGGCAAAGACGAGGAAGGAUAUGAAGAGAUUAGAGGCAGGAAUGGUAGGACGGACGAAGAAGAGAGCGACUAUGUCGAGACCAUGAGCAGGAAUGGCUCUCAGCAGCACUUGGCAGAGAGACCCACAGGACGAGAAAUGACAAGCGAGCAGAAAACAGCGCCCCCCUUCCUGUGUUGUAUGUGCUGCAGGAAAGCUCCAGCAGUGUCAGUGUGGAACUGUGACGGCGAGAUUCUGCCGUUCACCGACGUCUUUUGCAGGAUUCACGGCCAGUUGGUGCGUCUGUUUGCCAGGGGCAUUGAGGACAGAGCAGCUGCGGACAACUGCAGUGAAAAUGACAAGUGUAAAAGGACAUCAUACACAAAUAGCCUCUCACCUUAAGUUUGGAGAGAUUGGCGACCAUGAGAAUGUUCUCUAAGGCAAGGCUGAUUUAUUCACGGCCAAAGAGUUCCUAAUAUUUCAGGUAAUUUUACAUUGCAAUCAUUAAAAAAAAUCUAUUUAUUCUUAAAUGAUUGUGUUUGUUGAAUGCUGCUCCUUUAAAGACACUAUUUGCUAAAUGAUGCACUCAUCUGUAAUGCAGGUUAAUCUGCACAAAACGUGUCUGUAUGCCGUGUCUGGUCUGAAAUGUUUUUAUUUUUACUUGAGCUUCCAGAGAUUAAAAUCAUGUGGAAUGUCAACAGAAUUUAAAAGACAAAUAUUUUAAUUUAAAGCAAUAAAAAGACUGACCUGA